Messenger RNA from Thamnophis elegans (Western terrestrial garter snake), 1988 nucleotides. It is a transcript of the gene PTGIR, whose product is annotated as prostaglandin I2 receptor. The transcript has 2 exons. NCBI's taxonomy places the organism in Eukaryota, Metazoa, Chordata, Lepidosauria, Squamata, Natricidae. Gene Ontology annotation, cellular component: plasma membrane. The coding region runs from base 403 to 1491 and encodes 362 amino acids. Gene Ontology annotation, biological process: inflammatory response; positive regulation of cytosolic calcium ion concentration; negative regulation of smooth muscle cell proliferation. The record is from RefSeq and is a predicted model, not a curated record. Gene Ontology annotation, molecular function: prostacyclin receptor activity.
GCUCGGAUGCUCGCGGGUCCCUCCGACCCUCCCGGCCAGCCCAGAAGAGGCGGAGGAGACGACCACCGGCCCAGCCACCCUUUGGGACGGAGCCCCCCACCCCACCCGGACCCCAACCGCCGGAGGAAAGUGGGAACGCCCCAGGAGCGGACUUCUGCUUUCUGUCUUCCAAUAGGCGCAGGUAUUCCGCUCUUCUCCUUCCCGGGUGGGAUGCUGUCAAGCUGCUAGUCCUCAGUGAGGAGCUCUCCCACUAGGAGUCCGUUUUCUUGCUGCUUCUGACUCUCCGGCUGCUGCUUUCUUGACCUUUCUCCAAGCUCUCCUCUGGACAACAGAAGCAGCUUGGGGGGCUCCCUCCCCCUCCAGGUUCCUGGCAGGGUGGUCUCCCCCCCCCCCAUCGUGCCAAUGUGCCCGACUCGGAGCCCCGGCUUCCCUGGCAGCCUGCCCCGCCAGUGCAGCAACCUCACCGCCCUGCAGACGGACAGCAACCCCACCCUCAGCUCCUUCAUGUUUGCGGCCGGGGUGGUGGGUAACUUGGCAGCCUUGGCCAUUCUGGGCGUCCACCAGAAAGAACAGAGAGCCAAGACCUCGUCUUUCUGCAUCCUGGUGACCGGCUUGGUGGUCACGGACCUGGCGGGCACCUGCGUGGUCUCCCCUCUGGUCUUCAUAGCCUACUCCUGCAACUCCACGCUGGUGGGCAUGGCGGGGGGCCGGGACUGGCUGUGCAACCUCUUCGCCUUCUCCAUGAUGUACUUCAGCCUGGCCGCCAUGUUUCUCCUCUGCGCCAUGGCGGUGGAGCGGUGCCUGGCCAUCAGCUACCCCUACGUCUACUCGCAGCACCCCGUCCGGCGGUGGGUCAAGCUCUGCCUGCCCCUCACCUACGUCUUCAGCGGCCUCUUCUGCGCCCUGCCCUUCCUGAAGGUGGGCAAGUUUAAGCAGUACUGCCCGGGCACCUGGUGCUUCGUCGAGAUGGACAAGGAUAUGGUGGUGGGCUACAGGGACGUGGCCUUCUCCCUGUCCUACGCCACCGUCAUGGCCCUCCUAAUCGUGGCCAUCUUCCUCUGCAACGGCCUGGUCAUCGUCAGCCUCUGCCAGAUGUACCAAAAACAGAGGCAUCGCCGGAGGGGGUCCCUGGGCACCAGCCAGCGCCGGAAGAAGAGCUGGUUCAGCCGAGGGGAGGAGGAGGUGGACUAUCUGAUCUUCCUCGCUCUCAUGACGGUCAUCUUCGUCAUCUGCACGUUGCCCCUCACGAUCCGAGCCUACAUCGGUGGCAUCAAUCCGGACCACAACGAGGCGUCCGACAUGGUGGCCUUCCGCCUGAGUGCGCUCAACCCCAUCGUGGACCCGUGGCUCUUCAUCAUCUUCCGCCACGCCGUCUUCCGCAGCCUCCGCCAAAUCUUCUGCUACCGGCUCAGCUGGCCCUGCUGGUCUCGCCCACCCAAAGGGACGGCCACGCUGCGGAUUCAGGAGAGCCAAGCCCAGUCGGUCUGCUGAGACGCCCCCCCUGCUGCUCAAACAUGAUGGAAUGCGGGGCUCCGUGGCAGGGGGGGGAAGGGGGCCAGUGAGGAAGGGCCUGGGGAGGCGGGCGGGAAGGGCCCCCCUCCACCAUCCCCGAGGGAGUCCAAGAACCGACAGGGACAGAAGGACCGUCUCCUUGGGAAAAGCGGAUUGGGGAAGGAUGACCGCGUUGGAAGGGACCUUGGAGGUCUUCUAACCCACGUUGAGAAACGUUGAGGACAUCUGAGGAGGCUUCGGGUGCAGGAGAAGGGAAGGUCCAUUCUGCCUCCAAAUGGGGAUAAAUUGGAGGGAGGGGACGGGGAGAAACACAAGGGAACCACCUGGGGUUUCCUUGAUACCUCGUGGGCUCCAAAGCCCUUCUCUGGCUUCAGGUGUGAGUAGUGAUGCUCACUUUUUGGGGUACCACUUCAGGCAGGACGCUGCUGGUCGCAGGGAAGAGAUCCAGAGAACUUGGAUGGGUUUUGAAGACCUAA